UCUGCAGACAGCAGGAGCAGAGGCACGCCUGACUCUCUCUCAGACAUCCCACCCAUGUGAUCUCACAGGCUGCCUCUGCUCUGCUCUGCUCCACUCUGCUCCAGUCAGGCUUCUGCCUUUCAGCCGGCUGCAGCUAAUGAGCCUUUGUGUGGCCAGAGAGAGGGAGAGAGACAGGAGGGAGAGAGCAACACAGUGACAGAGAGGGAGUUAAAGUGAGAAAGACUGUCGUCUUGCAACAAUAAAGCAUAUGGUACCAACAGUGUAGUCGGAGCUGGAAAAAUACUAGUCUCUGUCACACUCCUGCACCCUUUUUUUUUUUUUUUUUUUUUCUUCCUUCCCCUCAUGCCCGUGCAGCUCAGGGGUCGCUACAAGUCAGUGGACUGAACCAAAAUGGGAGUCUCUUCAUUCAUCAUGUCUCACCUUUUUUGAGUUGCCACGUUUGUGACUGUGGCUAAACUGCUGUGGGAAGAGGUGAAAGGAGUCACACUCUGCUAGUGGAUACAGGUGCAGAUGCGGCAGGCCAUGAGCGGAAUACUGAAGAGGAAAUUUGAGGAGGUGGAAGCCUCCUCCUCCCCGUGCUCUUCCGUGCGGGAGUCUGAUGAUGAGGUCUCCUGCAGCGAGAGUGGGGAUAGCAGCGACAGUGUCAACCCCUCCGCCUCGGGCCCUUUCACCCCGGACUCGAUUUUAAAGAGAGAGAAGCGCCUGCGGACGAGGAGGGUGCAUUUUGAAAAUGUGACCGUCUACUACUUCAGCCGGCGGCAGGGCUUCACCAGCGUGCCCAGCCAGGGAGGCAGCACGCUGGGCAUGUCCAACAGGCACAGCUGGGUCAGGCAAUACUCCCUGGGUGAAUUCGCUCUGGAGCAGGAGCGGAUCCACAGAGACAUGCUCAAAGACCACUUAAAGGAGGAAAAACUCAACUCAAUCAAACUCAAGCUGACCAAGAAUGGCACAGUGGAGUCUGAGGAGGCCAACACGCUCACGGCGGAGGACAUUUCUGAUGAUGACAUCGAUCUGGACAACACGGAGGUAGAUGAGUACUUCUUCUUGCAGCCCCUUACCACUAAGAAACGCCGCUCCCUGCUGCGCUCCUCUGGGGUGAAGAAGAUUGACGUGGAGGAGAAGCACGAACUGCGGGCCAUUCGCAUGUCCAGAGAGGACUGCGGCUGUGACUGCAGAAUUUUCUGUGACCCUGAGACGUGUGCCUGCAGCAUCGCGGGGAUCAAGUGCCAGGUGGACCGCAUGUCGUUCCCCUGCGGCUGCUCGAAAGAGGGUUGCAGCAACUCAACCGGAAGAGUCGAGUUUAAUCCCAUCCGCGUUCGAACCCAUUUCUUGCACACAAUAAUGAAGCUCGAGCUGGAGAAGAGUCGCGAGCAGCAGCAGCCGUCCCCGACCAACGGGUACCACGGCGAAACCAACGACCUGGGGAGCGGAAACCCUUUUGCUCAGUCGCAGCACAGGCUGGAGUACUCUCUGUCGGAUGCUGUCCCUCAGGCAGCCGGCAUGCACCUGCAAGCCGCAGACGAGAUGGAGGAGACGCUAGACGAGGAUGAGGAGGAAGAAGACGAGGACGAGGAGGAGGAAGACGAGGAGAAUGAAGACGAGGACGAGGAGGAUAGCAGCAGCGUUUGCAGCGGGCUGUCUGACUCCAGCACCCAGAGCUUAGCCAACAGCGACUCCGAGGACGAUGAGGUGGAUGACGAGGAUGAAGACAAGUCUGAGAAUUUCGAGGCCGACAUGACGACCCCAUCAGUUUCUCAAAGUGAAGUGGUUCCCUUGUCCUCUGUGCUGUGUUACAGCGAUGGCUCCGUAACACAUGACAACCACAUAAAUGGAAACACUUACUUAAUUAACUCCUCUUCGAUCGAGUACUAUCAGCUGGGGAGCUCCAGUGCCGUCUCUAAUGGCCAAACCAGUCAACCCAGUGAACCUUACGGCGAAGCCUUAGCAUUCCAAGAUCCGGCCAGUGCGACCAACGGUAACGUGUCCCAGGGACCAUUCAACGUGACCGCCGAGCAGUACACGGACUACUCCAGUCAGGCUGAGGAACAAUACACAGCCAAUCACCAUUUUACUCUGAGUAAAAAUGGUUCUGCGGCCCCGUCUUUGACCUGCUAUACACCCGACCAGAAGAAGGUGGUGUCCAAAGCAGCAUUCGUGGAACCGCCUGAGAACCAGACACAGUUUCAAGACUUCCUGAACAAUAACAAUCAGGGUUCCUACGGUGGUCACAGCUCCUGUACGACUCCUGAACAGCCUCCGCAAGAGUCAAGUCUUAAUGGACACUCUAACCUGACCCUCCUAACAAACAACACUAAGAAUCUCCCUUUACCAGACCCUUGCCCUGAGGUCGCAGCCAUUUAGUGGGCCUCGUCUUUCAAGUGUUCUUUCGUCAUUAUGUCUUUACUUGAGCCUGACCAAGUGGUAUUUCAAGAGAGCGUGAUCAUGGCCUUUUUGCAUUAUGUGACCUGAAGUUUCAAAGUCAUUUAUAGCAGCGUCGGACAUUUUCACCUGUAACUGUAAAGCCAUAGGUUCGUAAUGGUUUUUGAGGAAGCCAUUCAUUCUGGACUUUAUCUCCGCUGCAGCGUGUACGAAACUGCAAAACGGAGCAGGUAAAAAAAAAAACAAAAAAAAAACAUGUGAACCUAAUUUAUGUCACGCCGUGCUAUGUAUCCUGUAAUUUCAGAUGUAAAGUUCUAGUUUUAAAAAGAUAUUGUACUGUAGAUGGAACUUUUCUAUGUCUACCGUAUGUGUCAAACGUGCAAACAAAUGUUUAUCGUCAGGUUAUUUAUUGUUUCUGAAUUAAGUGUAGACUUAUAUAUUGUAAAUGUUUUGAUAAUAUGCAUGCUGUUUUGGGAAUCUCAGUGACAUUUGGGACAGAAAUUGCCAUUGUUUUAUAUAUAUAAAAAAAAAUGUGUUGUAAACAUAAUGUACAUUCUCUUCUUUUUGUCAUAAUUAUAUGCUUUUCUAUGGUUUUGAAAAGCAUGAAAAAAGGCCUGAAUUCUUAUUUGUAUGUUUUGAAUACGAUAUCAGUGACAUGUCGAAAUCGAUUCACAGCCCUUUGCGCUUAUGUGUAGGAGUGCAGUGGCAUGCAGUUGGUUUUAAAUGACGAAUACUUGUUUCCCCCUGCAUUUACUCUUAGAACACGAUCAGUCACUACUUCUUGACAUUUAGUUACAUAUCUCCAAAAAUAAGAAGCUAUGGCGUAUCAUACAAAACAGAACUCUGAUUAUUAUUAAAUUAGAAUAAUUGGCUUUGAAAGUGGAACCAGACCUGCAACCCCAAAAAAUUGCUGAUUUGAGAUGCAGUGUAAGCUACAUUCAUCUAACAACAGAUAUUUAUUUAUGUGGAUUGCAUAAAGAUGAUCUAUUCCAUUGAAGCAUUAAGUGCAAUAGAUUUAGUUUUUAACGGACUUUUAACCUCGAGGGAAAAGAAAAUGGACUGAGAUAGCCUUUUAAAGUCGCCAUGAAACUGCUAACGAUGUGCUUUAACAUAUUUAUGUUUUUCCAUUCUACACUGGACACAUCAUUUUUAUACACCCACUAGUGCAGGAUGACUCAUCAACAUUUACUUUGUCCAGGAAAUCACAAACUCUGAAAUGGUAUUAAGAACACCUACAAAACAGACAUACUUGUGAUUCAUAUGCUAUAAAAUGCUGUAAAAACACUUGCAUGUUGAAUUUGAUUUCAUGGAAACUUUAAUUGAAUAUCCCAGUACUUAAUAUUUGUAUUUUAAGAACCACAGAGUUCCUAAAAAUAUGCUACAUUAUGCUGUAGUGUUUGUAUAUGGAGUAAAGUGGUUCAAGGUUGACAAUCAAAGCUUAGUGAAUCUACUUAUCGGUGUCCAAAAGCCAGACAGUAUGACUCCCAAGUAAUUUAAGCCAUCAGAAAUCACUGAACAGCCAGAUAUGAAAACAUUAAUUACCAAAAAUCUGUAAAUAAGACAUUUGUAAAAUCACUGACGACAAGGAAACCGAAGUGACUGCCGAACAAUGGGGGACAGCAAUAAUUUAGUGAAUAGUACUAAUGCAUUGCCGAAUUGUUUACCUUCAGCUCUUUGCCCUUGCAUGAAUACAGAUAUUUGUCCCUCCUCCGAGCUUGCAAAUAUCUGCAACAUCACUGUAAUCGGACGGUUCAGUACUUCAGUUCUCGUGGUACAAAGGAAGUGUACGGACUAUUUUCGUGCAGUCGUCAGGCGGGCAUCGACGUAGCCUUUAGUACAGAUGAAAUGUGCCAAAGCAUACAGUGUUACAAGGCUACAUACAAUGCAUUCCAUCCAUUUAGGAAUCCUGUGUUUGUUUUAAUUUUCCAGUAUUUCUUAUGAAUGAUAUAUUGAAAUGUAUAUUUAUUGUGGUUUACUAAAAGUCUGUAUUGAGUAAAUUGCUUCUCUUCUUAAAAUAGUCUUCUGUUUCAUGCUGGUUGUGAGUUGUAAAGCUUCAUGUGCCUGAUUUAUUUAAUUCUAGCUCAUAUUCUGUGAAAUGCAUACGUUUUGCACAAAAUGGUACCGAUUUUUUUUUUCUCCUAUGUGUUUGGUUUCAAACUGUAGAUAGAGCCAACUUCAUUUUCAGAUGUUUCAUUUUGAAAUACAUUUUAUUAAAAUUUCUUUUGUGACUUAAAUCA
Messenger RNA from Mugil cephalus (flathead mullet), 4616 nucleotides. RefSeq names its product cysteine-serine-rich nuclear protein 3 (gene csrnp3). The record is from RefSeq and is a predicted model, not a curated record. Gene Ontology annotation, molecular function: sequence-specific DNA binding; DNA-binding transcription factor activity, RNA polymerase II-specific. Gene Ontology annotation, biological process: regulation of transcription by RNA polymerase II. Lineage: Eukaryota; Metazoa; Chordata; Actinopteri; Mugiliformes; Mugilidae. Gene Ontology annotation, cellular component: nucleus. The transcript is spliced from 5 exons. The coding region runs from base 511 to 2361 and encodes 616 amino acids.